Nilaparvata lugens (brown planthopper) is the source of this 1488-nucleotide messenger RNA. Its product is annotated as gastrula zinc finger protein XlCGF17.1-like. The transcript has a single exon. Bases 331 to 705 code for a protein of 124 amino acids. Lineage: Eukaryota; Metazoa; Arthropoda; Insecta; Hemiptera; Delphacidae. The record is from RefSeq and is a predicted model, not a curated record.
ACCCACACAAAAGAGAAGCCAUUCCAGUGUACAGUCUGUGGAAAAAGGUUCUCUCGGUCUGAUCAUUUGAAACAGCAUAUGCGUACCCACACCAAAGAGAAGCCUUAUCAGUGUGCAUUUUGUAAUAGAAGCUUCUCUCAGUCUGGUAAUUUAACUUCUCAUUUGCUUAUUCACACAAAUUAGAAGCCUUUCUCGUGUACAAUCUGUACAAAAAGAUUCUCUCAUCCAAGUGGUUUGACAUCUCAUUCUCGUACUCACACCAAAGAGAAGCCAUUCCAGUGUACAGUCUGUGGAAAAAGGCUUUGUAACUCUAGCCAUUUGACUGUUCAUAUGCGGCGUACCCACACCAAAGAAAAGCCAUUCCAAUGUACAGUCUGUAUCAAAAGGUUCUGCACUUCUAGUGAAUUGACUGUUCAUAUGCGUACCCACACCAAUGAGAAGCCAUUCCAGUGUACAGUCUGUACUAAAAGAUUUUUCCAGUCUAGUAGUUUGACUUCUCAUUUCCAUAUUCACACCAAAGAGAAACCUCAUCAGUGUACAGUCUGUACCAAAAGGUUCUGCACUUCUGGUGAUUUGACUGUUCAUAUGCGCACUCACACUAAAGAGAACCCCUACCAGUGUUCAGUCUGCACCAAAAGAUUUUCCCAGUCUGGUAAUUUAACUUGUCAUAUGCGCACUCACACCGAUGAGAGUCCAUUCCAGUGAACAGUAUUUGAAAAAAGUUCUCUCAGUGUGGAAAAAUGAAUCAUUAUAUGCGUUGUUACACAUCAGUUUAGAAUGUCUAAUUUUAUUCUCUAUUGGUUUGUUGUCCAUCUAAUAUCUCUCCAAUAUAGUUCUUAUUAAAAAAAAACUUUAUUAUUUGGAAGAUUUCCAUUGCAAAAUAAGUUGACUGGAUGUUCCAUCCACAAUAAUUGUUAAUUAAUUCUUCAAAUAUCAAUAUUGUCUAUAUAACAUAAGUUGUGACUUAUGUUGCCAAAUUGUGCAAAAUUUCAAUCUCUUCAUGCAAGCCCAUAUGACAGGAUCUAUUCAAUUUGACAACGCUGAUGAUGCUGAGUUGUCAAUAUGAAUAUAUCCAGUCAUAUGGGCUUACAUGAACAAAUUGAAAUUUCGCACAAUUUGGAAACAUGGAUAUUUUCUCCAAGCCUCAACUAAUUUUAUACAAACUCUUGUACCAUGAUUGUUAUAUUGUUCUUUGCUACAUAAUAGUGUAUUCCUAGAUACAUAAGGCAGUUCCCAGCUACAUAAUAGUGUAUUCAUAGAUAUGUAAGCUUCCAUUGUGAAAAUUGUAAAAUAAAUAAAUAAGGCGGCUCCCAAAUUUGAUGAUUAAGCAACAAUCAAUAUAAAUAAAUAAACAUGAGACAUUAGUGCAAUAUUUUUACAUUCAGAUCGUUCUUCAACAAUGUAUAAAUAUUAUUAUUCAACAAAAUACUUUUCUCAAUUGUUGAAAUUUAUUAUUAAAUCGAGAAAUAAUAAAGAAGGUUCAGAAAU